Camarhynchus parvulus is the source of this 1314-nucleotide messenger RNA. RefSeq names its product inhibitor of DNA binding 2 (gene ID2). The record is from RefSeq and is a predicted model, not a curated record. The transcript has 3 exons. Bases 102 to 506 code for a protein of 134 amino acids. Gene Ontology annotation, biological process: negative regulation of transcription by RNA polymerase II; circadian regulation of gene expression; cell differentiation. Lineage: Eukaryota; Metazoa; Chordata; Aves; Passeriformes; Thraupidae. Gene Ontology annotation, molecular function: protein dimerization activity; transcription regulator activity. Gene Ontology annotation, cellular component: nucleus; cytoplasm.
AGCGACGGCCCUCAGUGCGAGCUCCGGCAGUGCCAGAGCGGUAGCGCAGCGCUCCUCAGGCUCCAGCCCGCACGCCAGAACCGCGCUCUCCGCCUGCCAGCAUGAAAGCCUUCAGCCCGGUGCGGUCCGUCAGGAAAACCGGCCUCUCGGAGCACAACCUGGGCAUCUCCCGGAGCAAGACCCCCGUGGAUGACCCCAUGAGCCUGCUGUACAAUAUGAACGACUGCUACUCCAAGCUGAAGGAGCUGGUGCCCAGCAUCCCGCAGAACAAGAAAGUGAGCAAGAUGGAAAUCUUGCAGCACGUCAUCGACUACAUCCUGGACCUGCAGAUCGCCUUGGACUCGCACCCCAGCAUCGUCAGCCUGCACCACCAGAGACCUGGGCAGAACCCUUCCUCCAGAACUCCUCUGACCACGCUCAACACAGACAUCAGCAUCCUCUCGCUACAGGCGUCCGAGUUCCCCUCAGAGCUCAUGUCAAGCGACAGCAAAGCACUUUGUGGCUGAAUCAAACGGUGUUCCACUGAUGAGAUUUUUUUUUUCCUUUUGCACAAGAAAAUGUCUACAGGAUUUUUUUUCUUUUUUGAGGUGCUGAAUUUAUUUUUCAGCUGUAUCUGGAGGGGAAAAUCCACGUUCAAGUAAAAGGAACUUUUAAAAUGAAUAAAGAAGAAAAAAUCAAGAUUGAUCUUUAUCCCCACCCCAUUUUUCAACUUGGACUGAACCUAGUUAUUUAUGAAGAGACUCUUAAAUACCCUUUCCCUAGUUGGAAGGCUUCCUUUAUAUACUAUUCCCAACGUGGGGAGCGAAACAAAAAUCUCACAAGGAGUUGCCCAUUUUAAAGCAGACUUUGCCUUUUUUUCCAAAGGUGGAGCGUGAGUACCGGAAGGAUCCAGUGUUCAGUUUUUUAGGAAAGUCUGUGGUCAGAAAUUACCUUUUUGACACAAACCUAGGACUGAAUGCUGUGUAUAUAUUUAUAUAUAAAUAUAUAUAUAUGAGUGAAACCUUGUGAACUCUUUAAUUAGAGUUUUCUUGUAUAGUGGCAGAAAUACACAUUUCUGCAAAAAGUGUAAUGAUGUACUUAAUCAUGCUAAACUUUUUAUAAAAGUUUAGUUGUAAACUUAACCCUUUUUAUACAAAAUAAAUCAAGUGUGUUUAUUGAACUGAUUGCUUGCUUUAUUCUUUGGGGACCAACUGUUGGCUUUGAUUUGUGUUGUUUCUGUUGGUUUUUUUAAUACUUAUACAUUGUUAUGAAUUUAUCAAGUAAAAAUUCAAAUAUGUAGAGACUAUAAAGAAUAAAAUUACCUGAAGUGAAUAA